Suillus subaureus is the source of this 636-nucleotide messenger RNA. RefSeq lists its product as uncharacterized. Lineage: Eukaryota; Fungi; Basidiomycota; Agaricomycetes; Boletales; Suillaceae. The coding region runs from base 1 to 636 and encodes 211 amino acids. The record is from RefSeq and is a predicted model, not a curated record. The transcript has 3 exons.
AUGGGAGAUGAUAACAUGAGGUGCAAGGACCUCCAGCAUCGGAAAUUGAUUCAGGCUCAGCUGUCUGUUUCAGGAAGCUUUUCUCUCCUCCUCUUGGCGCAUUCAGGACCUCCAUCAGAAAUUGAUUCAGGCUCAGCUGUCCAUCCUAAAGCUUUUCUCUCCUCCUUUUCACGCAUUCCCCACCUCCAUCAGAAAUUGAUUCAGGCUCAGCUGUCCGUCCUAAAGCUUUUCUCUCCUCCUCUUUGCGCAUUCCCCCAGCACCCACCUCUCCCCUCACAUGCAGAUGUGCCCAGCGUGAACUCACGCCGGCCCAACCAAACAAACCCAGAUCCUGUAGAUGAGUCUGAGCCACCUAUUCCUGCAUUCCAGGGAGACUAUUUUGGAGCUUACAAUGAGGACAAGUUGGAGUGGCCUUGCUCUGAUCAACACUCUGAGCAGGCUGGUAGCGACUCUGACUCAGAUGUUGACAACUUGGAUAACAACUUGGAUAUCGAUGAUUCCCUAUUUGAACCUGAAUGGGAGGCACCAAUGCUAUUGCUACCUGAUACCUUUGCCUUUGAUGAUGCUGACAACACUGAAGUUCAUGAUGAUCAUGAGAUUCACAAUGCUCAUCAGGACAUUGAGGCACAUGCAUGA